Eutrema salsugineum is the source of this 3360-nucleotide messenger RNA. Its product is annotated as protein TIME FOR COFFEE. The transcript is spliced from 12 exons. Gene Ontology annotation, biological process: regulation of circadian rhythm. The record is from RefSeq and is a predicted model, not a curated record. Bases 120 to 3134 code for a protein of 1004 amino acids. NCBI's taxonomy places the organism in Eukaryota, Viridiplantae, Streptophyta, Magnoliopsida, Brassicales, Brassicaceae. Gene Ontology annotation, cellular component: nucleus.
AUAUAGGAGGAGACGCGAGAGCACCUACCAGAAAUAUCAUCCCUCACAGAUUGUUGAAGGAUUUUUAUACUCAGACCUGCUAAAAGUUGAUGGGAGGUUAGUUGUUUUAGCUUGCAUGAAUGGAUAAAACCAGGGAAGCUCGACGAUCAUCAACAACCAUGGCUGCUUUAAAACGGAGACAGAGAAUCUCAGAUAAUAGUCGUGGGCGGGUGCAUCAGGAGGUGGUGACAGUGAGGGAUCGACCGGAGAAGAAAGAGCGAGAUCCAGAAUCGUUGAAUCGAAGUAAGAGGAGACGAAGCGAGAGGUUUGCGCCGAGAAGCGAGAGAGCUGUCGAAGAAGAUAGCUCGGAUGAGAGUCUCGGAGACGGCGAUUCCCACAGAAAGAGCUUCCCAUCGGGUCGUAUCCCUAGGCACGCGGCGUCUUUGAAAGUCGCCGAUGGAAUGAUCGGCGUACCUGUCCCGAGAAAGGCUCGCUCAGUAGCAUGUAUAAAGAGGUCGCAUGACUGCCGGACUUCGUCGGGAAGUGGUGGCGGAGGAUAUGGAGAAGACCGCCGAAGACCACCCACUUCGCCGGGGAGCUGUAGUUUCGAAGUUGUUUCACCGUCUUCUUCAACUGUUUCGGCCAAGCAGAAGAAGAAUGUAAACGGACACAAAUCCCGGAUACCCAAGCCACCGAAAUCCUCCGGUACGAUUGAGGAAGACUUGGAGAUUGAAAUAGCAGAGGUUCUAUCUGGACUGAAGAAACUGCCUUCGAAGAGAGAAGACGAUUCGGAGGGUGCCGUAAAAUCAUCUGAGGUUAAAGGUGCGAACAAGUUGAAAACGGAAGGUGAGGAUUCUUCCGCAGGUUUAGAGAUGGGCGGUUUAAUCUCUUGCAAAGCGACGAGAAUCGAAACAGCCAACAAUGAGCGAGAAACAACGUCACUAGCCUCCGAUAUUCAGCAAGAGAGAGAAGCAAGGCAAGAAACACCGGGCAGAUUGGAUGGCGUUCUGGACUCGGCGGUGUCUAAAGGGGUAUCCGUGGGUCCUCAGUUGGAAAAUUGUAAUAGUAAGCUCGAGAUUGAUCUGAUGGUUCCUCCAACUACGCCCUCGCCACAGAAACUUUCUCUUCUUCCCUUGGUUUCUGAUUCUGUUGUUAUUAAAGCUUCUUGCAAGCUAGAUACUUCUGUAGAGAGCAAAGAGAAGACUAUUGUCGAAAAACGGCAAUGGUUGAAUCUUGAUGUAGAGAGACUGAGCCAAGAGACUGGCAGAGAUUCUAGCCUAGGAUUACAAAAUUUGGAUUGGAGCCAACCUCAGCAGGCUAAAUACGCUCAACAGAGUUCAAUCUCACCUUUGACGGUAGCUGUAGGCGGCUGGCCUAGCCGGCUUCCUCCUCAGGGGUAUGAUCCCCUGAUCCACAACGGUAAACCUGUGGAUGGGAGCAAUGGAUCUUUUACAUUGGUGGAGGGUGCGCCAUUUCUUGCCUCUCAGCCUAGCCCGAAAAGGUGUGCCACACACUUUUUCAUCGCCCGGAACAUUCAGCUACAUCAGCACUUUGUCAAAACUAACCAUCUUUCUCAGCCAAACAAAGCUUCUGUUUAUCUGAAAGGUGGUGGUGACGACUUGAGGCCAUCCACAGGAAACCCAUCCUUGGUAGGACGCUCUCCUAGUCUCAGUUUAAACUCUCAGGCACAAGAUAGAACCGCGGUUAAUGUUUCUGCGCUUAAGGACAAAACCUCUGAAAGUGGUCAUUUUGCCUCAACUAGGCAGAAGAAACCUCAGCUAUCCCCUGCAUCUAGUAGUAUAGUGCCUGCUCAAGCUUACAUCUUCCCCACAAACCAACAUUUGCAACCAGUCAUUGUACCUUCUAAAUCACCUCGCCCAGCAAAAAAUCCAUGUCUGGCUGUUGGCUCAGCAUCCGUCAGUUUUAACCUUCCAAGUUCUUCAGCCAGCGAAGCUUCUUCCCCAUACUUUACGGUUCAUCCAAACAAUGCAUAUUCCUUUCAACUGUCUUCAACCAUCAGAGGUGGGACUGCAAGCCAAGCGUUGCCUUUCUUCAAUGGGUCCUUCUAUUCGCCGCAGAUGUUCCAGCCUCCCCAGCUUCUGCAGAAGAAACAGAGUCAAGGCCAGAGGGAGACAAAGGCAACAAGCUGUUCCUCAUCAUCUCAUAGGCAACCGCACCCUCAAGUUACUAUGAAUAGUCUUUCAAACCAAGCUAGUGUUCAGAAACACCGUCAACAGUCUCAAAAGUCUGAGGCUAAAGCAGCUGGAAAUAACUCAGAUUCAAGGGGUAGCAGCACUCAGAAAGGAGGGCCAUAUAGCCAGAUCAUGACAGCUCCUAUGCAGCCACAAAACUUUUCCAUGUCAUUUGCCUCCUUCGCUGGUGGUUCCGCGCCUGCAAAUCUGAAUUUCACUUCCAAUGGUUACCAAAUCGUAUCUGCACCUCCCGUUGUUCACCAGAUAAACCAUCAAGCAAGUGACUCAAAGAGGGGCGGUGGAAGCUGUUCAAGCAACUUCGAGGACCCCAAAAGGACUCUUACCGGGAAGCCUCCGUCAAUGAUGAAUGGACAAACGCUGGUUUUUGACAAUCCAUCGAGGACCCUCAACUUUGUUUCUGGUGCUUGGCCUCCUGCUGCAGCAACAACAAUAAAUGGAGACCCUUCUGCGUUUAGCCAGCAUCUUACGCAGAAGCAGCAGCAAUCUGGUCGGAGUAAGACUAUGACCCAUUCUCAGGCUGACACCGUUCCUGCCAUGUCAUCCCAGUGGAAAAACCCUGCAACCUCAUCACCCACUUCGUACAAUUCCUUAAACCUCAAGCAGUUCCAGUCUCCACAGCAGAUAAGAACACACGGACAGACUCAGAUUUCUUUUGCAGCACCUUCAAAGUCGCAACCUUCUCAGGGGAAACAGGGGAGAUCUGGUGGCUCUUCUUCUUCAGUCACAGGGUUCGAGUCACAUGGCAAAGCAGCAAGCCCUAAGGUCGACAAUAGCAAAGCCUUGCCGCCAUUAUCACCUCUUCCUUCGUCAUCAGCAGACGCACAUGACCAGACAGAAAAUUCAGCUUCUGGCUCUGCCCAAAAAACCUCUCCAGUUUGUGGGAGGAACGUGCCACCGAUCAUAACUUCGUGUCCGGGGCACUUGUCUAACCUAAAGUACUAGUUUCAUCGAAGCAGACGUAUAAAGUCACCAUUUUUCCCGUGUCUAGCUUCGGAUACCCAAGUGAUGUAAUACCCUAAUGGUUAGUAAGAUCUAGAGAGCGAACGCUAUGAGUUGGGUGGUAUCUUAUUAAGGUUUUUAAAUUGUUUAUUGUUUUAUGGGGUCGAUUUUCUUUGAUUAUGAUUGGUGUAGUGUAUAUAUAUUUAGACUAACAAAAUCCACUCCGCAA